AUGUUAGCAGCCUUUGCGACCAUCUCUUUCGCUGAGCCAUCAUCAUCGACAAGUGGUACUAGCGGUUGCUCAGAUCUCGCAUCCAGACACGGAGUCAACAUCACCUAUACCGAAGUGGCCAAAUGCUUUGACUCGAUCCCCUUCAACAAGGAAGCGGCCAGGGCCACACUCGAGUCUGUUACCACCCUCUUCAACGACUACUAUAUCUCUCGUGACGCCGCCAUGGCCCCCUUCCUGGCCAAGCCCCUUCAGACUGACCCUGUUGACAUUGUUGCAAAGUUCAAGAGGAUUGGCCGUACUCGAUAUACCAGUGAUCGCAAGUUCCACACCGAUGUUUACGAGGCUAUCGAGUCCCUUCAUGAUGGUCAUGCCAUGUAUUUUCGUACGUCUCAAAAUGCGGCGGUGAUGAGUUAG
Messenger RNA from Linnemannia hyalina, 414 nucleotides. NCBI's taxonomy places the organism in Eukaryota, Fungi, Mortierellomycota, Mortierellomycetes, Mortierellales, Mortierellaceae. The record is from the annotation of a GenBank genome assembly.